AUGGCCACCGCACUGGUGGAGUCCACUACCCUCUUCCUGCAUGACCGCUGCUACCUCCUCACUGGGCUCCCUACUUCUGCCCUUACCACCAAGCAGCGGCAGAAGCGGCGGCAGCAGCAGCAGCAGCGACACAGCAGCGACAGUUCGCAGCCAGGAGGCCGCGCCACCUGCGGGCCGGCCGGAGCGGGCAGCGCCGAGCCCCUUCCCCGGGCACCCGCGUUCAUGCAACGCCUGCUGGGUAGCAUCGGCGACCACGAGCGCGCCAUCGACUUCAGCCCGUACUUGGAGCCGCUGGGCGCGCCGCAGGCCCCGGCGCCGACCACGGCCACGGACACCUUCGAGGCGGCUCCGCCUGCGCCCGCCCCCGCGCCCGCCUCCUCCGGGCAGCACCACGACUUCCUCUCCGACCUCUUCUCCGACGACUACGGGGGCAAGAACUGCAAGAAGGCGGCCGAGUACGGCUACGUGAGCCUGGGGCGCCUCGGGGCCGCCAAGGGCGCACUGCACCCGAGCUGCUUCGCGCCCCUACACCCGCCGCCCCCGCCGCCGCCGCCGCAGCCCGCCGAGCUCAAGGCGGAGCCGGGCUUCGAGCCCGCGGACUGCAAGCGGAAGGAGGAGGCCGGAGCGCCGGGCGGCGGUGGCGCAGGCAUGGCGGCUGGCUUUCCGUACGCUCUGCGCGCCUAUCUCGGCUACCAGGCGGUGCCGAGCGGCAGCAGCGGGAGCCUGUCCACGUCCUCGUCGUCCAGCCCGCCCGGCACGCCGAGCCCCGCCGACGCCAAGGCGCCCCAAGCUGCUUGCUACGCGGGGGCGGCACCGGCGCCCUCACAGGUCAAGAGCAAGGCCAAGAAGACCGUGGACAAGCACAGCGACGAGUACAAGAUCCGGCGCGAGCGCAACAACAUCGCGGUGCGCAAGAGCCGCGACAAAGCUAAGAUGCGCAACCUGGAGACGCAGCACAAGGUCCUGGAGCUCACGGCUGAGAACGAGCGACUCCAGAAGAAGGUGGAGCAGCUGUCGCGCGAGCUUAGCACCCUGCGGAACUUGUUCAAGCAGCUGCCCGAGCCCUUGCUCGCUUCCUCCGGCCACUGCUAGCGCGGCCCCCGCGCGCGUCCCCCUGCCGGCUGGCCUCCGCGCUGCUGGGCGCGCGACUCCGGGAAGCGCCCGCGCUCCCGCUCCCGCCCUCGCCCCUGGUGGCGCCGGCAAAACUUUGGCACUGGGGCACUUGGCAGCGCGGG
Messenger RNA from Pteropus alecto (black flying fox), 1235 nucleotides. RefSeq names its product CCAAT enhancer binding protein beta (gene CEBPB). Lineage: Eukaryota; Metazoa; Chordata; Mammalia; Chiroptera; Pteropodidae. Gene Ontology annotation, molecular function: RNA polymerase II cis-regulatory region sequence-specific DNA binding; DNA-binding transcription factor activity, RNA polymerase II-specific. The transcript has 3 exons. Bases 1 to 1092 code for a protein of 363 amino acids. The record is from RefSeq and is a predicted model, not a curated record. Gene Ontology annotation, biological process: DNA-templated transcription; regulation of cell differentiation; regulation of transcription by RNA polymerase II.